ACUCCUCUCACUCCAGCCCAACCUUCUCUAUUGUCAAUACAAGGUCUACUGCACAACCCCCAAAUAACAAUGCAGCUCUCUCUCCUCACCUUCGCCUCCCUGGCGCCCCUCGUCGCCGCCCACUUCAAACUCAACUACCCCGAAUCCCGCGGCGUCAAUGAAGACAAAAUGACCCAGUUCCCCUGCGGUGGGCUCUCUGCGUCUUCGGACCGCACAAAGGUCGCGCUGUCCAACGACGGCUCGGCGUAUCUCCCCGUGGCCAUCACGCUGGGCCACUCGCAAACGGCUGUCGAGGUCCUCCUGUCCCUGGGCGACGACCCCGGCGAGAACUACAACGUCACUCUGGUGCCGACCUUCCGCAUUGAAGGCCUUGGCUCUUUCUGUAUCCCCGAUAUUACAUUCGAUAAGAAUACGACGGGCUUGAACCUUACCGAUGGAGUGAACGCUACCGUCCAGGUGCAGAGCAAUGGCGAUCCGACGGGAGGGUUGUAUGCUUGUGCCGAUAUCCAGUUCUCCACGAGCAUCAAGCAGGAUCAGCCCGAUUCUUGCAAGAAUAACACCGGUGUCAGCGCAAAGCUGUUCCAUGGCGACGCAGCCAAGCGCAACGCGAAUGAGUCCACCGCCGAUGGUGAAGCCCAGAGCGGCGGCUCCUCGGCGUCUGCUUCUUCGACUGGUAGCUCUCCUUCUUCGACCGGUGCUGCGGUUGCGUUGGAAACGGCUACUUGGGGGGUUCUGGGAGCCGCUGUUGUUGGGGCGAUGGCUGUUUUGUAAGGAUGGUUGAUAUUAUAUUGGGGUGGAGAUCGGAUCGAUGGUGGAUGGAUGAGCUGUGAGAAAAUGAAGAGAAAAGAAAGAACGAAAAUGAAUGAAGAGCGAAGAUUGAAAAGGUGAAGCUUAUGAGUGACGAAACUAUUACUAUGAUGGGGCAUGCUUGCAUACUGACUAGCUCCUUGUAUAUAUUUACCUGCUAUCCAUGC
Aspergillus steynii IBT 23096 is the source of this 974-nucleotide messenger RNA. RefSeq names its product putative GPI anchored protein. The transcript is spliced from 2 exons. NCBI's taxonomy places the organism in Eukaryota, Fungi, Ascomycota, Eurotiomycetes, Eurotiales, Aspergillaceae. The record is from RefSeq and is a predicted model, not a curated record. Bases 70 to 771 code for a protein of 233 amino acids.